Messenger RNA from Peromyscus maniculatus bairdii (prairie deer mouse), 2519 nucleotides. NCBI's taxonomy places the organism in Eukaryota, Metazoa, Chordata, Mammalia, Rodentia, Cricetidae. The record is from RefSeq and is a predicted model, not a curated record.
UGGAAACAUGUGGGAGUGGUUCCCUCAGCUGCUUGCUCCUGACCUCUGUGCACACCUUGCUCAGCCUUGACCUCGCCCACACUGAAGUGACAUAAAUCAGAUUUUUGACAUGUUGUAAACUGCAAGUCACUGCUGCCGAAGUCCUCACUAUUCAAAAACUUGUGAAACACUGCAUGUCUAGCAAAAUCUACUUUUUGUAUGGGAAUAUAAAUUUUUGUUGAGGUGCUGUCUUUCAACCUUAAUCCUUUCACCAAGAAUGAAACUAUUUAAAAAUUAAGAUGCCAACAGAUCACGAGGAGCCCUGUGGCCCCAGCCUCAGGUCAUUUUGCCUGAAUGGGGGGAUUUGUUAUGUGAUACCUACUAUUCCCAGCCCAUUCUGUAGGUGCAUUGAGAAUUAUACGGGAGCUCGUUGUGAAGAGGUUUUUCUCCCCAGUGCCAGCAGCCAAAGCAAAAGUAACCUGUCGGCAGCUUUCGUGGCCCUGGUGAUCCUCGUCACGCUCACCCUCGCAGCGCUCUGCUUUCUGUGCAGGAAGGGCCACCUUCAGAGGGCCAGUUCAGCCCAGUGUGAGAUCAGCCUGGUGGAGAGAACCAAUCCCAGUACCCACCACAGUCACAGAGAUCACUGAAGACACACCCAGUGAAGGGCAUUAUUUCCGUCACCUCACACAGGCAGGAAGUGAACCGUACCCCGAGAGAAGGUCACCGAGUCUCCGUCCAGCAGCCCUCCCGUUCCCAAGUUCAGCCCUCCCGUUCCCAAGUUCAGCUCUCCCUUCCCCCAUUGUUGAUCUGACAACCGCUGAUGGCUUCCCUUGACGCUUUCCCGACUCAGAUGCGGCGACCCUACACUUUAAAAAUCACUGUCACAAGGGGGAGGAGCUGAAAACAUCACAGAAUCUAGCUACCGUUUUGAAGAUGGAUUUUCUUGACUGAGUUUUCUCUUCGUUGGAUGAACCUGUUUUCUAGAGCCUGACAGUUGGCUUCUAGUUGUUGCCGUCUCUGCUAAGGAACAGCGCUGGGAGAGUCUUCAUUAUCUUUCCGCUGAUGUCUCUUUGGUCAGUGUGCUUCACUCCUGUCUCGAACUCUAGCAUCGGGAGACUGUGGACUAGGAGCAACAUCACAAGGAGGACCAGAGCUGUAAAAUACAUCAACAGGCACUGCUGAAGGAGCCCAACUCUGAUGUUCUUAAAGGACAAUAAAUACAAGUUUAGUUCUUCGACUGCGCGCAGAAUUGUGUUCAGUGACCUCUUGGCAACAGCAAAAUGAAAUGAUUUGGUACACUAGCAAUUCCUUUUCUUUUGUAUUUUUUGAGACAGGGUAUCACUUUGUAGCCUUGGCUAGCCUGGAAGUCAUCAAUGUAGAACAGGCUGGUCCUGCCUCCUCAGAGUACUGGAAUUGAAGGCAUACAAUGCCACACUGAUUCCUCAAAUUUGUUUGAAAAAACCCCAAGUAAUGAGAACCUGAAAUUUCCAUUUACCCAGGGGAGAAAAGCAAAGUGCCCCGACUUACUUCUCACAGGUCAGGGAAGACAGGUUGUCCACCUGGCCUCCAGCCAAGAUGAUAUUCAUGUUGCUGAAGGUGCUGACUACUCGCUGCAGGUAAUUGCCGGCUCCCACCUUACAGCAGUUAUAGCCAAAGACAAGGACCACUCGAAGCUCAGGGUUAUCCAGAAGACCUGCAGAGAGGAGACAGAUAAGCAUCCUUCAACCCGAUGAGCUGUUAGUUACCCCUGCUGACCGGCACCAGUGCACGCCGUGUAGCGCUGAAGCUCUUGGUUCCAGUAAUAAAAGCUAUUUGAAUGUGAUCCAGUCAACGCCUCACCCAAGCAAGGACACGGUUAUAGACUGAAGAGUAGCCCUGGUGGACCAUGUCAGGUGGCUCCACAUCCCGAUUCCAUGCAUGCCAGUGCCCGGAGUCUCUAAUGCGGUCUAAGCAGCUCUACCACGUGCAGGCAGCAGGACUCCGGGGAGCCAGCAGCAUCUCAGCCCAGAGCUCCAAGCUUUCACCUGAGUCCCUGGGAGCUGGUUUUCACAGCAUUCUUUUGAAACCGGCCAGUAUUACAAACAGGUGGCUUCUGGGACAGAAGAAAAUACAGCCCCUAACUACACCAACGUUUCUGUUUACCUCAGCCACAUGCCUUCCAUCGUGAUAGGAGGCAGGAUCACUCAGCAAGACUGAAUGAAGCAGGCCAGAUGGGAAGGGAAGGGAGCAUGGCACACCACAGUGCUCAGGCUCCGCCCAUGAUGAAUCAAGGACCCCAGCACAGUAACACCUAACUCCAUGCUAGUGACCUCGAGCUCUGUCUUAGCAAAUGUAAGCCUGUCCAGCAUCCCAGGAACCAUUCUGUGAUUCCAGUUCAACUUCUUGGCAAUCCUUUAAUGACGUGUAAAGACAAUGACAUGCGACUUUUUUUUCGGAGCAGCCUACAUCCACUUUCCCCAAAUCUCUCUCAACCCCCAUGCUGAAAUUUAUAUUAAAAAAUUUCCUUUUAAUAAACUCCAACUCUGCUUCACAGCAGCUCA